GGUUGAAUUAUUACUUCAUCUUGUUUUCCAACAUGGCGCCGUCUGUGCUAUGAGAUGACAACAUCGUAGUUUGUGUUGGAUUUGUCAUAAUCAAAAUUUGUUUUAGUUGAUAUUAAUUUAUCUACCUCAUAUGUUCAAAGAUAAUCGGUAAUUCUAACGAUAGUUACAUAAUCGUGCCACGCUUGUUAAAGAAUCAUCCAGUCGAUGCGUCCUUCUGUGAGAAAAGUACUUGGCUGCCGUAAAAAUGGCGGGUCUAUCUUUACUGAUUGUGUUUUCAUAUCAUUCAGAGAAAGUAAAAGAAUAGGCUAAAAGUGAUUGUAGUCUCGUAUUGAGUGUCAGUUAUAUUACGUAUAGUAGGACGGCAUGUUUUGUAUCUUGCUGUUUUGACAUUUGAAGAAGUGAUUGAUUCGGGAGAAACGGUGCAGGUGUCAUCGUUAUUAAUGAAAUUAUCAGUAUGUCGCGCUGGGGCAGAGGCCGAGGCGGCAGUGUGGCCGUGCCGCUUGAUAGUGCCCUGUUUAGAGAAAAUAGUAAUUGCCCGACGGCCGCUCGCUCAGCGGGCACGGUCGGGAAGUGGGGAAUCACAAGCUUUACGUCGAUUAGAAGCGCUCCUUACGCCUAUACUAGUAAUGUUCUUAAAAAGCCAGUCCAAGAUCAGAACAGUCCGCUGACAGUGCCUGCGGUGGAAACCGACCAACCCCCACCUAAACCUAAGAAAUUUUUCAAGUCGCGCAAUGCAGAGCCUUUCCCGCCUGUUCCUCAAAUUACAUAUGCACCACCAGUACCUGCAGCUCCAUUAUCCCCGGAGCACCCUUCGAAUAGCAAAGAAAAGAAAGCUACCAAAAGAAGUAGAGCGUACAACAGGGACUCUUCAUCACCAGAAUUGCCUCGACGGAACUCUGAAAAGGCUAAAGCUAGAAAAAAUUCUGUGGCUACAAAGGCUGCCAAGAAAGCUGAACCACAGCCUGAAAAUGCUCAACCUAGGAGUACACGGUAUUUGGUUCGCAAUCGUGAUAAAGUAAUUAACUAUGCUGAGGACGGCAGCAACAGUCCCAUUCCUGAGUUUUCACGAUAUGAAUCAUUAGCUCCGAGAGUAUCAUCACCAAAAACAAGCCCGUUAGUCUCAAGCCCUGUGCCCCCUAAAGUUGAAGUGGCCAGUCCCUCAACUAGUAAAGAAGUGGUGAGCCCCUCUAUUAGCAAAGAUGGUAAUGAAGAAAGAAAACCACCUCCUAUUGUACUAAGAAUAUCAAAGGGUACAUCGAGGAUAGUCAGUACUGAUUCUAAUGAAGGUUUCACAUCACCUGGUUCUGACAGGCAUUCAUCUAUGGACAUGCAUUCAGAUCUUGGUUUAGAUCACAAGAAGAGCCCAUCAGUGGAGACAAUAUGUUCACCAAAACAUGAGGGUCUUAAAAUCACUAUCAAAUGUAGUGGUCUCAGCCAAGAAAGCAAAAAAGAAAAGAAAAAGGAUAAAAAAGAACACAAGUCUCAUAAGAAACAUCACAAAGCCAGUAUAGAUGAAGAUGCCAAAAAAGCUACAUCACCAUUGCCUGGUUCAGACACAUAUGAUCUUUACAAGACCCUUGCCUCCCCAGCUCAUGAUAGUGACAAGGACAGAAAUAAAGCUCCAAGUGGGGAAGAUGAUAUUGAGUCUCAACUAGCAAAGCUCGAUUCCACUGGGUCAUCACAUAAAUCCCCUAGGAUAGAUGUGCUACCAACGGAGCCACCACCAGAACCAAAGCCUCCAGAGGGUGGUAGGGCCCGUCGAGCUAGGCAAGUCAUUAACUACAAUGAAAAUGAUGAUUAUUUGGAUAAAUUGACUUCUGGCCAUUCUAGCAAGCAAACUGUUAAAACAGUUGGUGACCUUAAAAAAGAAAGUAGAAGAGGGAGAAAGAAACAUGAGGCUGCUGUGCUAGAGGCUGCUGCAGCAGAGAAUGAAAGCAAAGGAGAAUCUCACAUAGAGAAGAAUGAUUUGAUUGAUAUAUUGUCAGGCUCAAAUGUUGAUGAGGGGAAAUCAGAAGUCAAGCACAAAAAACAAAAAGCUAAAGCAUUACAAAACAAGCACUCUAGCCCUGAUUAUGGAGCUGAGCUGUCUCAGGAGACUACACAUGAACAAGACGAGAACCAGCAUGAGCCUUUAGAAGAUGAACAAAUUGAAACUGCACCUGAAUCAAAUAUAAAUGACACAAGAAGUCAUUCACAACCUCCCACUCAAGCUACAGAUUCAGAUUACAAUAGUUGUCCAACUGAAUUCUCAGAGGAUGAUUCUCAAAAGAAUCAGCAGGAAGAUGUGUUUAAAUCACCGCAUGGCAUUGAUGAUGACCAUGUUGAAGAUAAACCUAGUGUGAAAUUAGUUAUUACCAAAAAAAAGGGUUCUAUAUUCAAGAGCAAAUCACUUGUUAAUGAUAAUCCAUCUCCACUACCAGCAAGGAAAAGACGCCAUCUAUAUAAACAUGAAUGGGCCAAUGAUAAAGGAAAUGAAACACCCCGGCCUGAGCAGCCCGAGAACACUGAAGUAAGCAACCCAGCUAGCCAGGUGCCCGAAGAGCUCACAAAAGUCACAAGGUAUAGGGCACCUGAUCCCAUCAUGGAUGACCCAACAUCUAUUGAAGCUGUCAAGCCCUAUACUAGUGUUAGGUGUGCUAAAGAAGCUAAAGAGUAUUAUACAGUAGUGAGAAAUGUGAAGAAAGCACAUCAAAUACAGGAGAUUGGAGAGUACCAAGAGUUUAAUGAUGAUGUGGAUUACCUUCUAGACGCAUUACAGGACAACAACCCGAUCUCGACGCGCUGCCUGUCCGCCAUCACGCUGGCCAGCAAGUGCACGGCGCCCGCUUUCCGCAUGCACCUGCGCGCGCACGGCACCGUGCAGAAGUUCUUCAGCGCGCUGCACGACGCAACCAACGACCAGAGUCUGGGCCUUUGCACGGCGACGGUCAUGUUCGUGCUGUCGCAAGACCGACUCAACAUGGAUCUGGACCGGGAGUCUUUGGAGCUCAUGUUAAAUUUGCUCGAAUCUGAUGUCUCACACAAAAAUGCGCUUGAUGACUGCGGGCUCACGUCUGCCCAGCUGGCGAAGACGCAGGAGCGGGUGCGGGAGCUGUGCGCGGAAAUCAAGAGCCAAGGGAAAGCCAAGCAUUUAGAUUUGGAUAAUAUCACCGUGGGUCACUUAGCCAUGGAGACGCUACUAUCACUGACGUCGAAGCGCGCCGGCGAGUGGUUCAAGGAGGAGCUGCGCGUGCUGGGCGGCGUGGACCACAUCGUGCGCACCAUCCAGGACUGUGCGGCGCGGCUCGAGGCGCCCGCGGCCAGCUGGAGCCCGGCCGACGUCGACGUGCUGAGGAAGGCCGACCGCUGUCUGCGCGUGCUGGAGAACGUAAGUACAAAGUGGUGGACAGAGAGACCACAGCGCGGCACCAUCCAGGACUGUGCGGCGCGGCUCGAGGCGCCCGCGGCCAGCUGGAGCCCGGCCGACGUCGACGUGCUGAGGAAGGCCGACCGCUGUCUGCGCGUGCUGGAGAACGUGACGCAGCAGAACGAGGACAACCAGCUGUACCUGGUGGGCGAGUCGCUGGGCGCGGCGCGCACGUUCUGCGCGCUGUUCCGGCGCUGCGCGGGCGAGGCGCGCGCCGCGGCCGGCCGACUGCAGCUCGCGUUGCUCGACGCCGCGCUGCCCGCCGUCAAAGUGCUCGUCAACCUGUCGCACUCCUUCUCUCCCAGCAACGUGUCUCCCGGAGCUCGUGUGAUAGGCGAGCAGCCGGGCGUGAUGGAGAUGUGCCUCAUCAUCCUCAACAACCAGGAGAAUUUCAUACCAGAUAGCAAAAACUUCGAGUUCAGUGUUUGUGUGUUGCUGCUACUCAUAAACCUGGUCCAGAACAACGAGGAGAACGCGAACCGGUUACUCAACGUUCGCAUCCGCGUCGACAGCGACGAGGACAUCAUCUCGCGCACCGUCUCUGCGCUGGACCUGAUUGUGGACCUCUUCUACAAGCGGGUCGACUUGGCCAGGAGAGCUGAAGAAAACACAGAUGCUUUGCUCGAUGGCGAAAAGGAAACUGAUGGGGAGACUGACAAGAAAAAACAACAAGAUGACAUCGACGAAACUGUAGCGAAACUGCUGGCGCGCGCGGGCACGCACAUGGAGCACACGAUGGUGGGCGCGUACACGGCGCUGCUGCUGGGCCACACGGCCGUGCUGGGCGCCGCGCACGCCGCCGCCGUGCGCCAGCGCGUGCCCAGCUACGCGCCGCUGCUGCCCACGCUCAACAAGUACUACAACUUCCUGUCGCUGACCGCCAGUGCCGAAGCGAUGAUAGUGGCGCACGUGAAGGCGACGCACGUGAUCAUCAAGUUCAUGGAGCGGAGCGACGCGGAGGCGGCGCCCGCCUACCCCGCGCACUACUACGGCUCGUCGCCCUCCGACGUGCCGCAGGACAUGUCGCUCAGCGGCCUCAACUACUGCCGCCCGCAGGCCGACCGCAUGUCCUCGUGAACGGGUGCCGGGGAACUUCCGGGGCCGACCCUUCCGUUUUGUCGGUCCCGAUGAACGAUGGUAAAUGUGCGUGCCCGAGAACGUUGAUACGUGCGGCGUACGGUUGUAGUGUGAAGCGUUGUGAAAAAGUUGAGUUUUAUUAGUUUACAUGACGGUUGUAGGGUGGAAAUAGAAUUAGUAUGUUCCUUUGAACGGUUCCGCACCAUAUUUUAAUCGUUACUUAAUCGACGUGUAAAUCGGUCCCGUCGAAUGGAUUUAAAAGCACUUUGACGAAUUUUAAGGAUCUUCGCUAGUUAAAUUUCCACCAUAUUAGAUUUUAUUAUAGUAGGAUAGCUAAAAUGUAAACCGCGUUGUUCCCCUGACGUACGUGUCGCCUGUGAAAUAUGAUGUUUCGGUCGUCGGUUCCGAUUUGAACGUUUGCUUCUUUAUUGACAAUGUUAGUUCGUGCGAUCGUCUUGUGUAAAUAGACACGUUAACGCCUGUAUAUUGUAAACCACUAGUACUAGUGUAUGCCAUUUGUAAUGUAACGAUAGGUGGAUUGCACACGGCUAUUAUACCUCAACUUUUUGUAUCGAUAUCUUUCCCUUCUCUGAAACAUCGUGUAAAUAUUCGCAGACAAUUAAGGUAUAGUUAGUUUACGUCUAUCAGGUAUGGGUUAUGGAGUCUUAAUUAAAUUGAGAUAUUCCGAGUUUAAGCCACCGAACUGGCAAUAUAAAAGUGCAAAAAUAGUACAGUAAGUGUCUAUUGAUAUCGUACUUCUGUCUGUGAAUAUCGUGUCCGCACUUUUUGUAUAAAUGAUACUCCGAGAGAGUUAGAGAUUUAUAAAUCAUCGUUCUGCUGAGGCACAAUCCUUAUUGUAAAUAGUUUCGACCGGUACCCAUAGUGCGGUCCCCGUCGAGUGAGCGUAGGCGCGGUUAUUAGAAAUGAAACUGAUGAGAGAGCUCGCCCCGCCCGGGCCGCUCGUCCGCGGCCGAGUUCGCCGGAGCCGGAGCCGAGUGGCGUCCAGGCCGCUCGUCCGCGGCCGAGUUCGCCGGAGCCGGAGCCUAGUGGCGUCCAGGCCGCUCGUCCGCGGCCGAGUUCGCCGGAGCCGGAGCCUAGUGGCGUCCAGGCCGCUCGUCCGCGGCCGAGUUCGCCGGAGCCGGAGCCUAGUGGCGUCCAGGCCGCUCGUCCGCGGCCGAGUUCGCCGGAGCCGGAGCCGAGUGGCGUCCGGGCCGCUCGUCCGCGGCCGAGCUCGCCGGAGCCGGAGCCGAGUGGCGUCCGGGCCGCUCGUCCGCGGCCGAGCUCGCCGGAGCCGGAGCCGAGCGGCGCUCGGCGCGGCGAGGACAAACAAUGUACAAACACUUGUCCUUAUUGCCCCCAAAUGAGAGAACGAUUAUUUGCUUAGAGGUAUUUAAGAGUAGGACGAUCUAUGAUGUUGGACUUUAUUGACUAGCGGGUAGGGCUAAGACGGUGAACGCAUGAUAUUAAUCUUUCUCCAUUUUUGUGUUUUUAGACUUCUUUUUACGAUUGACUGAUUGUACAUUAGAGCGGAAAUUGAGUUUUCCAAAAUUUGAUGUUUAGAUUAAUAUUUUUAUAUAAUAUCGAAUUGCUAAGGAGCACCGAUUACUUAAUUUUCUCAUCUUUAUUUGUACUAUGGGAGCACAUUUUAUUGGAUAAAUCGUAAAUCUUGAAUUUGAAGUAACGAAUCUACUUAAAUUUGUAACGUAUUUUAAUUUUCAAAAGAUGGCCUUAUUUUUUUUAGAUUAUCCAAAAUGCAUCAACAGAUAGAUUAUGAACGGAAUCUUGUUAUAUAUAUACAUUUAGAGGCAGUGUUGGCCAAACUUUAAUUAGAAUAGGGAAUAAUACGCGAAACUGCGUAGGGGGCGCCACUACCACAAUCCAUCAUAAUCUGAGGGUCUGCCGCGAAACAAGAAAAUUUCGUUAUCUAACCUCUAUAUCACUCUUACAGUCUUACAUAUUCGAGCGAUGGAGAGGCAGAUAGAUAAAUUUCGAUUUUCGCGUUUCCCGAUUGGCCCUUUGUAAACAAACCGCCUUGAUGCAUCAAUGUCAUAUUUAAUUAUCUAUGAAAACUUGUUAAAAAGCAGUUUAAGGCACAAUAUGCAUACGUUACUCUAUGGUUUAGGAAAGGUACUAGUGCUGCACUCUGGCGGCAGAAUAUUGCGGUAGUACUCCCUAUUGAAAUUUAUCCAUUACAAAUGUAACCGUAAACUAACCGUCCGUUACGAUUUUCAAUUCUAAUUCACGUUCGGCCAACACUGUAUAGAGGUUGGACUGAUGCCAAUGCACAUUCGUCGACUUCCUGCCUGAUCGCAGGCAGUGACCAGACCCGUUACGCCCUGUAUUCGACAGUUUGGCGAUAACACCACACAUGCCACUUUAUGAAUGAAUUCAUUCAUAACGUGUUCAUGCAAUUUUGCAGCUCACUGUACGUCGUUCGUGUACUUCCAUUGCUUCGACUAAAUCUGAAACUGACUUGGGCUGUAACCGCUCUGUUGUCACUAGCCGCCGGUUAUUGAUCGGCAGUGGUUGUCUGCCUGAGACUGCAUAUUGAAUUCUCGUACAAAGUCCACGUUUUACAAUAGCGAACAACUUUCAGGCAGACAAUCACCUCGAGAACGCGACUCAUGUGCAUUACCGUCAGCCAUGAGACAGCUUUAUUUCAUGUGUAAGGUGUUAUCAUUUACUAUGUGACUUACGCCGUGGCGGGAUCACUCCUCUUGGUAACGUUUUAUUUAACAAUUGGAGACUUGUUUGUUGUACAGAUGCCUAAAUUAUAUUUACGUAAUUUAUUGACCACAUGUAUGUAUUGUCUAAGAGUAGCUUUUAACGUGCAUUUCGUUAUGAAAUAUCACCUUUAUCACAUUUGGGUUUGAAUAUAGUAUGUUGUUUUAGAGUACCACGAGAGUUUGAUAUCUUGAGAAAUUAUUAUUGUAUAUGUAAUGUGUAAUUAUGUUAUAAAGUAUUACGUGUAAUUAUUAAAACGAGGACGAUUUAAAUAA
Cydia pomonella (codling moth) is the source of this 7482-nucleotide messenger RNA. RefSeq names its product protein wings apart-like (gene wapl). The record is from RefSeq and is a predicted model, not a curated record. The transcript is spliced from 14 exons. The coding region runs from base 455 to 4483 and encodes 1342 amino acids. NCBI's taxonomy places the organism in Eukaryota, Metazoa, Arthropoda, Insecta, Lepidoptera, Tortricidae. Gene Ontology annotation, biological process: regulation of chromosome condensation.